Messenger RNA from Gymnogyps californianus (California condor), 1957 nucleotides. RefSeq names its product spondin-2-like. The transcript is spliced from 6 exons. Lineage: Eukaryota; Metazoa; Chordata; Aves; Accipitriformes; Cathartidae. Gene Ontology annotation, biological process: cell adhesion. The coding region runs from base 346 to 1509 and encodes 387 amino acids. Gene Ontology annotation, cellular component: extracellular matrix. The record is from RefSeq and is a predicted model, not a curated record.
AACACAUACAUAUGGUGUGUGAGAGUGAGCAAGCUCUCUGUAAAUGUUUGGAAGGAGCAUCUGUCAGACAAUAAAACUUACAAGAAAACAUGCUUCUCAUUUAAAGUGUGUUCACUAGAACUAUUUCAGUGUUGGAAUCAGUUCAUUUGUAUAGCUUGGAGGCAUUAAUAAGAGCAGGGACCUGUAAAGGCACCAGAAAACUCGAACUGUUACUAAGAAUCCAAGGUAUUUUUUAAAAAUAUUUCAUCUAUUCGGCAUCACAGUCUUCUGAUAGGAACCUGAACCAGUUGACAGACAGGAAACUUCUGAUAGUCCAUCCAAAAAGAUUGCAAACAAGAAGAUGGCAUGCUUUUUGCAAACCUGGAAAGUCUAAAGAUUACAAUAAUUGUUGGACCAAAGGGACCCUCUUCAGGCAUAAAUAGCAAGACUCCUACUGUCUUCUCUUGCAGACCAACUCAGCUGCCAGCAAAAGCAGGUGCUCUCCCCCUACCAGUGCUCCAGAGGAAAUAUUUAGGAAUGGAAAACCUGAUGUUUGUCUACCGCUCCUGUAAAGUUAUCUGGACAUUACUUGUAACAAUACUAGGUUAUGCCAGCAGCUUGCCUGUGGGUGAUGAUUCUAUUUGCACAGCAGAGGAACUUGCUAAGUACAGCAUAAUCUUCACAGGGAAAUGGAGUCAGACUGCUUUCCCUAAGCAGUAUCCACUUUAUAGGCCCCCAGCACAGUGGUCAUCAAUGCUAGGUGUUACUCAUAGUUCUGACUACAGCAUGUGGAAAAAAAAUGAAUAUGCCAGCAAUGGUGUACGUGAUUUUGCUGAAAAGGGUGAAGCAUGGGUAUUAAUGAAAGAAAUAGAAGAAGCUGGAGAGAAAAUUCAGAGUGUACAUGGAAUCUUCUCUGCUCCUGCCAUUUCCAGUGGUACAGGACAAACCUCCACUGAAUUAGAAGCACAUUCAAGACAUCCCUUAGUUUCAUUUGUUGUACGAAUUGUUCCAAGCCCUGACUGGUUUGUGGGUAUUGACAGCCUAAAUCUGUGUGAAGGAGACCGCUGGAUGGAAGAAAUAUCAGUAGAUCUAUUUCCAUAUGAUGCUGGAACUGACAGUGGUUUCACAUUUUCCUCCCCAAACUUUGCCACUAUUCCACAGGACACAGUUACAGAGAUCACUUGUUCCUCUCCAAGUCACCCAGCAAACUCAUUUUAUUAUCCCAAACUCAAAAUUUUGCCACCUAUUGCUCAAGUAACAAUGGUGAAAUUAAAGAAAAACCAGCUAGGUCUUCUUGUACCUUACCUUAAUCUUCCAGCUAAAAGCAACGAAAUAAUAGACUCUGUCUCAGAAACACCACUGGACUGUGAGGUUUCACAAUGGUCUUCCUGGGGUCUCUGUAGAGGUCUUUGCAGAAAAACAGGGACCAAGAUCAGAACUCGUUUUGUAGUUCUUCAGCCUGCCAAUAAUGGAAUGCCUUGUCCAAAUCUGGAUGAAGAAACAGCAUGUGAACCAGAGAAUUGUGUCUGAAUCUAAAGAAUCUAAAGAAAAGAUAAUAAUUUCAAUAAUUUAAAAGUAGGAUGUUUAACUAAAUCUGAACUACAUGUCAGUCAAUGUUUCUUAUAAUUCGGGUAUGCUGCACUAUUUUGCUGAAAAGGUAUAUUAGACUGGUUUUGAAAGUUGUUGUUUAAUAUCAAGAUUUUGGGGGGUUAAAUUCCUAAGGUUUAGUAUGACAACAGUACUUGAUCGUUUACAGACCAAAAAACCCCAAAUAAAUCCUUGCUAUGAAUAUACUGUAAGUUCUUGGAGUACCCUCUAGUGGCAGAAAAGAAGACAUUUGGAAAGAUUAUACUUCACACUUGUAAAAAUCUUUCAGUCACAAAAUCUAAACUAAUAACGUUCUUAAAUACUGUAAUUUGUUGGUCUACAGCUAUUUAUACCUAGAAAUUAAUUUUUUCUCUAAAUUAUGUUUUUAUAA